CAGUAACGCCUGCUUCCCCACGUCAGGCCCCAGGCCUCAGCCCUCGGGGUUCCGGGGUCCUGCCACCAUGUUCGGGAAAAGGAAGAAGCGGGUGGAGAUCUCAGCGCCAUCCAACUUCGAGCACCGCGUGCACACGGGCUUCGACCAACAUGAGCAGAAGUUUACGGGGCUGCCACGCCAGUGGCAGAGCCUCAUUGAGGAGUCAGCCCGCAGGCCCAAGCCCCUCAUCGACCCUGCCUGCAUCACCUCCAUCCAGCCAGGUGCCCCCAAGACCAUCGUGCGGGGCACCAAAGGUGCCAAGGAUGGGGCCCUCACGCUGCUGCUGGAUGAGUUCGAGAACAUGUCGGUGACACGCUCCAACUCGCUGCGGAGAGACAGCCCACCACUGCCUGCCCGCGCCCGCCAGGAGAAUGGGGUUCCAGACGAGAGGGCCACGGGGGUGCCAGCGGGCCCAGAGAAGACAGGUGGCCGAGGCCGGGCACCCAGCCGCAGUGAGGCAGGGGGCGGCAGCGGUGACAGGCGGCGGGCGGGGCCGGAGAAGAGGCCCAAGGCUUCCAGGGAGGGCUCAGGAGGACCCCAGGAGUCCUCCCGGGACAAACGCCCCCUCUCUGGGCCUGAUGUUGGCACCCCUCAGCCUGCCCCUGUGGCCAGCGGAUCAAAGCUGGCAGCUGGCCGGCCCUUUAACACAUAUCCCCGGGCCGACACGGACCACCCAUCCCGAGGUGCCCAGGGGGAGUCUCGUGAUGUGGCCCCUAAUGGGCCAUCCUCAGGUGGCCGUGCCGUCCCCCAGUCCUCCUCCCGACCUCCCACCCGUGCCCGUGGCCCCCCUAGCCCUGGAGUGUUGGGUCCCCACGCUUCCGAGCCCCAGUUGGCCCCUCCGGCCCGCACCCCUGCCGCCCCCGCUGUGCCCACUGUCCUGCCAGCCCCAGGCCCCCCAGGUCCCUCUGGUCCUCCUGGCCCCCGCUCGCCACAGCGUGAGCCACAGCGAGUGUCCCAUGAGCAGUUCAGGGCAGCCUUGCAGCUGGUGGUGGACCCCGGGGAUCCCCGCUCCUACCUGGACAACUUCAUCAAGAUCGGAGAGGGCUCCACGGGCAUCGUGUGCAUUGCCACUGUGCGCAGCUCCGGCAAGCUGGUGGCCGUCAAGAAGAUGGACCUGCGCAAGCAGCAGCGGCGCGAGCUGCUCUUCAAUGAGGUGGUGAUCAUGCGCGACUACCAGCACGAGAAUGUGGUGGAGAUGUACAACAGCUACCUGGUGGGCGACGAGCUCUGGGUGGUGAUGGAGUUCCUGGAGGGCGGGGCCCUCACCGACAUCGUCACCCAUACCAGGAUGAACGAGGAGCAGAUCGCGGCCGUGUGCCUGGCCGUGCUGCAGGCCUUGUCCGUGCUCCACGCCCAGGGUGUCAUCCACCGGGACAUCAAGAGUGACUCGAUCCUGCUCACGCACGACGGCAGGGUGAAGCUGUCAGACUUCGGGUUCUGUGCCCAGGUGAGCAAGGAAGUGCCACGGAGGAAGUCCCUAGUCGGCACUCCUUAUUGGAUGGCCCCAGAACUCAUCUCCCGCCUGCCCUAUGGGCCAGAGGUGGACAUCUGGUCACUGGGCGUAAUGGUGAUCGAGAUGGUGGAUGGGGAGCCCCCCUACUUCAAUGAGCCCCCCCUCAAAGCCAUGAAGAUGAUUCGGGACAACCUGCCACCCCGGCUGAAGAACCUGCACAAGGUGUCGCCAUCCCUCAAGGGCUUCCUGGACCGCCUGUUGGUGCGCGACCCAGCGCAGCGGGCCACAGCAGCUGAGCUACUCAAGCACCCGUUCCUGACCAAGGCUGGGCCACCCUCCAGCAUUGUGCCCCUCAUGCGCCAGAACCGCAACAGAUGAGGCCUGGCACCUGGGCCAAACCAAAGAGCCCCUGGGGUCACACUGCCCCACCAGAGGCCAGCGGGGGCACCCCGCUCCUCCCUGCCUGGGGCGUUUGCAGGGGGGCCAUGGGGACCCCACUACUGAACUCUGGUUUUCAUUUUGUGACUUUGCAAAAAUCACGGGGACUCCUGGAGCAAAUGAGGCCCUCAGGACCCCUGCCUCCCGGGCCAGGCCCUGCUUGCAUUCUCCUGGCCGAGGAAGGACUGGUGGCCCACCACCACUGGAACCCCGCCACAGGGUCGCGGGGGGCUGCAAAAACACUAGGAAUGAGGUGUGUGUGUGUGUGUGUGUGUGUACACAACAGCGCUCA
Molecule: messenger RNA, 2222 nt
Organism: Ochotona princeps (American pika)
Lineage: Eukaryota; Metazoa; Chordata; Mammalia; Lagomorpha; Ochotonidae
Gene: PAK4
Product: p21 (RAC1) activated kinase 4
Exons: 8
Coding region: 68-1870 (600 amino acids)
Biological process (GO): protein phosphorylation; intracellular signal transduction; regulation of MAPK cascade
Cellular component (GO): cytoplasm
Molecular function (GO): protein serine/threonine kinase activity; ATP binding
Source: RefSeq, a predicted model, not a curated record